Molecule: messenger RNA, 1223 nt
Organism: Drosophila sulfurigaster albostrigata
Lineage: Eukaryota; Metazoa; Arthropoda; Insecta; Diptera; Drosophilidae
Product: lactosylceramide 4-alpha-galactosyltransferase-like
Exons: 3
Coding region: 7-1140 (377 amino acids)
Biological process (GO): glycosphingolipid biosynthetic process
Molecular function (GO): alpha-1,4-N-acetylgalactosaminyltransferase activity
Source: RefSeq, a predicted model, not a curated record
AACAACAUGUUGCAAUGGCAAAGACCCAUUCGCGCUUGUCUCUUAAACAGUGGCAAAAUUCUACUGCUUCCGGUUUUAUUAAUUAACGUGUUCAUAAUCGUCUUUAUGCUCCUUCGCAUAGAGAAGUCAAUAGUACGUGUGAAAAACUGUUAUAAAGAAGCGGUUACUAAUGGCUUGAGUUCCGUGAACUGGACUUCAAUUGAAGGAGCUGGACCAACUCCCCUAGAGAAUGUAUUAUUUGCGGAAAAGAAACCGCGACCGGGUCGCACGAUAUUCUUCUUGGAGACUAAUUGUGUCUGUGCAGAUCCGCAUUAUAAUUUGCUCGCUCUGAGGCCACGACAGGCUUGUACAAUUGAAUCGGCUGCACUACAUUAUCCAGAUUUUGAUGUUUUUGUUCUCUCGGUGUGUUCAAGUUACCGGAAACCCAGCGAUCCAAUAAUCAACACGCUUCUCAGCUAUACGAAUGUUCAUAUACGUCGACUUAAUUUAUGGCAAUUUUCAGCAGAGACUCCAGUCGAGAAUUGGAUCAGGAGGGAAAAUCUAUUUGACUCAAGAUAUCUGAUGAACAAUAUAUCCAAUCUGCUUCGCUUGUUGGUUCUAUAUCGCUAUGGUGGCCUUUAUCUGGACAUGGAUAUGUUAGUACUGCGCAGGUUUGAAAAUGAAUCGAUGAAUUUUUUGGGUGCUGAACCCAAUUUCAGUGUUGGGAAUAGUGUUAUCGGACUUAAGCCAUACGGAUUUGGACGCAGGCUUGCCGAACUAUUCCUGCUGGACUUUCAAAGAAAUUAUAAUGGCAACAUCUGGGCUCAAAAUGGACCCAGAAGUGUGUCCAGAGUGAUGUCAUAUGUUUGCAACACAGACAACAUUAGAGUAAUGCAGCAGGAUCUUCUUCGUUGCCAAGGAAUUAAGAUUUUCCCAGUGAAAGACUUUUAUGAAAUUGCCGGUCAUGAGUUGCAGUAUUUCUUCGACCCAAAGUUUGCGAAUGCAACAAUGAAGCGAUUACAGAAUUCAUAUUUGACACAUAUAUGGAAUCACCAAAGUUCAAUGAAACCCCUUAAAGUUGAUUCUAAAGCCGGCUACAUUCAGUUGGCAGCUCAACAUUGCCCUGCAGUUUUAAGAGUCACUGAAAAGUGGUUCAAUUAAUCCUCAAUGGAACUUCUUAAUGCUUUUUCUCCCUUCGGUAUUGAGUUCGUUAAUUAAAUAGAAUAUACAGCUGCCAGUUUAUA